Molecule: messenger RNA, 2510 nt
Organism: Impatiens glandulifera
Lineage: Eukaryota; Viridiplantae; Streptophyta; Magnoliopsida; Ericales; Balsaminaceae
Product: protein RETICULATA-RELATED 6, chloroplastic
Exons: 6
Coding region: 71-2305 (744 amino acids)
Source: RefSeq, a predicted model, not a curated record
CUAUAAUAUGAGCUAACUAAGACAUCGGUCGCCUGGACUGGAAUUGGGACGCCGGAGCUAGCUGUGGAGCAUGAAGCCACACAUUUCCUCAGGUGCCUCCUCCACUUGCGUUCUACGAGUAACCGCUGCUCGCGUCCACGGCCUUCACCGUCGUCGGCCUUUGGCCUACGAAAUCUGUCUUCUGAGGCGAAUUUACGGCGGAGAACAACGCUGCGCUUCUCUCUCCGUCCGGUUAUGUCGGAAUUCUUCCAAUGAUGAAGUCUCAUCCCGGAGGGAUCCUACAGCGAGGAGGAGAGAUGUGCUCGUCACUCCGCUUCUGGUCCUCGGGGCCACCUUAUUGAAAUCUUAUGUCGCUAGAGCGGAUGAGAAAUCAGCGGAGAGUGGCGCACCUCCUCCUACACCGGUGGAGGAUCAGACGCUGAAAGCUGCUCCGGUGGAGAAGAUGGAAGAGGUGAUAGGCUCGAGGAUUUAUGAUGCGACGGCUAUUGGAGAGCCGAUGGCGUUGGGUAAGGAUAAGAAGAAGGUUUGGGAAAAAAUGAUGAAUGCUCGGGUGGUGUAUUUAGGCGAAGCGGAACAAGUUCCGAUCCGUGACGAUAGAGAAUUGGAGCUUGAGGUUGUGAAGAACUUGAGGAAAAGAUGUUUGGAGGCUGAACGGCCUAUUUCCUUGGCUUUGGAAGCAUUUCCUUGUACACUCCAGGAACAGCUCAACCAAUUCAUGGAUUCGAGGAUUGAUGGAGAAACAUUAAAGUCUUUUGUGUCGCAUUGGCCCCCUCAACACUGGCCGGAGUACGAGCCAAUAUUAAGCUAUUGCCGUGAUAAUGGUGUUAAGCUUGUUGCUUGUGGUACCCCCCUAGAGGUCUUGAGGACUGUCCAAGCUGAAGGUAUCAGUGGCCUUUCCAAAUCAGAUCGGAAAACCUAUACUCCUCCAGCUGGCUCUGGCUUUAUCUCAGGCUUUCCUUCUGUCAUGCGCAGAUCAUCCAUUGACAUGUACUCUUCCUCUCAAUCUUCUACUUUUGGUCCAAGCUCAUAUCUUUCCGUGCAAUCAAGAGUAGUUGAGGAUUAUACCAUGUCCCAGAUUAUCCUUAAGGCAAUGGCUGAUGGAGGUGCGUCUGGUAUGCUAGUAGUUGUGACUGGUGCAAGCCAUGUAAUAUAUGGUAGCAGAGGUACUGGGCUACCAGCAAGAAUUUCUAAGAAGAUAUCAAAGAAAAAUCAAAUUGUCGUCUUACUUGAUCCAGAAAGACAGUAUUUACGGAAGGAGGGGGAAGUUCCUGUCGCAGAUUUCCUUUGGUAUUCUGCUGCUAGGCCAUGCAGUAGAAACUGCUUUGAUCGUGCCGAAAUAGCAAGGGUGAUGAAUGCGGCUGGGAGGAAACGUGAUGCCUUGCCUCAGGAUAUUCAAAAGGGACUUGAUCUUGGUGUUGUGUCUCCUGAAGUACUGCAAAAUCUCUUCGAUCUGGAGCAAAAUCCAGUAAUUUCGGAGCUUACUCAUCAUUUUCAGGGAUUCAGGGAGAGAUUACUGGCUGACCCCAAAUUCUUACAGAGAUUGGCUAUAGAGGAAUCUAUAUCAAUCACCACAACACUUAUAGCCCAGUAUCAAAAGCGUAAAGAGAACUUUUUUGAUGAACUUGAUUACGUGAUAACAGAUACUCUGAGAGGAACAGUAGUUGAUUUCUUCACAGUGUGGCUUCCUGCUCCAACUUUGUCUUUCCUGUCCUUCUCUGAUGAAACGGCUUCUCCAGACAACAUGGAUGCAUUGAAGGGUCUUCUUGGGUCCAUCCCUGACAAUGCAUUUCAAAAGAAUAUGGUUGGAAGAGACUGGAAUUUGAAUCACAGAAUUGCAUCCGUUGUCAUUGGUGGGUUGAAGCUUGCGUCUGUUGGGUUUAUUUCUAGUAUAGGGGCUGUAGCUUCUUCAAACAUAUUAUAUGCAACGCGUGGACUUCUGAAUCCAUCCGCGACUUCCAAUCAAAAGAACAAACGAUCGCCAAUACUUAAGACUGCCCUUGUCUAUAGUUGCUUCCUAGGAACAUCUGCCAAUCUUCGCUAUCAGGUUAUCGCAGGAAUAGUAGAGCAUAGAGUUUCUGACCUAUUGAUAUCACAACCGUUGCUUGUAAAUGUGCUGUCUUUUGUUGUUCGGACAAUCAACUCAUAUUGGGGAACACAGCAAUGGAUCGAUUUGGCUCGAUUAACGGGUCUGCAGACUAGGAAAGUUGAAACAACAGUUGCUGUGCAAGAUCCACCAGAGCAGCUUCCAAAUCAUUCAUCAGAAGAGGCGGGGAGUGGUAUAAUAGAUGAAGUGAAGAAUCAAUGAGAGGUAACAUGUUAUGUAAUAAUAUGUAUUACAACAAAUCUCAAUUUUUUCAAUAUUAAAUAUAAUUUUGUUUCCAAAGUUAGAGAACAAAAAGAAAUAGGUGUGGGGGACAAUAAUAUGAGAGAGAGAGGGUCCCUCCUAUAAUAUAUUCUUUCAUUUUUGUUAUGAAUAUUCUGGACUCCAAUAAUAUCUUUCUUUAGGACAA